AUGCGUCGCUGGCGGCUACAGGUGGAACCCUUACUUCACACAACUAGCGGACCCGUUAAAUGCAUUGCUGAAUUGUGGCUUAUUGACGAGUUUGUGUUAUUUUUUAAAGAUUUACGCUUAAUGUGGUCAUCUGGUUCAUAUGAAUUAAUGUCUGAGACUUUCUCUACUAGUCAAGCUUACAACAGCAACUCGGCGUGUCCUUGGUGCGGGGCUGACAACCCUCUGCGGUGUGAUGUCGGAGAUUUGACAGCCAGACUUGGCACUUUUAGUGUCGGCGCUGAGCGUCAGAUGUUCAUAGACAGUAAUUUCCCUCUGGAGGGGAAGGUUAGUGCCUUCGGACGGUCCAUCGUCAUCUUCGGACCAGACAGGAGUUCCGAGAGGUUCGCUUGUGCCAACAUAGAGCCUGACAAGGACAUUAUUAAGUACGUUAAUAUUAUGAAGCCUCCGAGGUUUGUGAUCGGUAUGUUCCUGGAGGACAUACGUCGCGUGAUGGGCGUGCCCGAAUGGAUGCUGAGCGUGGACGCGCGUCGCACGCGCACGCUCCACGGGGUACAUGCGUGCAGUUGCUGCUGCACUUCACUGGGCUACAGGCCAACAGGCUCGAGCUGGACUUCACCAGGUAGACCACAACGCUGCAUAUAA
This is a messenger RNA of Arctia plantaginis, 642 nucleotides long. The record is from the annotation of a GenBank genome assembly. Lineage: Eukaryota; Metazoa; Arthropoda; Insecta; Lepidoptera; Erebidae.